Messenger RNA from Paraphaeosphaeria sporulosa, 1863 nucleotides. RefSeq lists its product as uncharacterized. The transcript has 3 exons. Bases 1 to 1863 code for a protein of 620 amino acids. Lineage: Eukaryota; Fungi; Ascomycota; Dothideomycetes; Pleosporales; Didymosphaeriaceae. The record is from RefSeq and is a predicted model, not a curated record.
AUGGAUUCGGGACCAGAGAUCCUGAGAGCGACGGGAGCUAUUGUCUCCGCGUUCCAGACGGCUGCUGAUACAGUCGACUUUAUCAAAGAUCGAAAGGAGAAGAAAAGGCGAAGGAAGGACAAAGAAACCGAGGAACUGUUGGAGAUAAGGAUCCUCCACAGAUCGCUCGUUGAGGGUGGUACUAGAAUAAGGAGACACUGUGAGAACAGGAACCAACAAUACAAGCCCGCAUUCGAGGCUGGUGAUGACAUCUCGAUACAAGCAUUGAGGGACGUUGUCAUCGCCCUCCAAACAGAAAUAAUCCAGCCGCUACAUGUUGCCCGCGCCGUAGAAAAUGCCGCUCUAGAUUUCACGGCCUUGCACGAGUCAUCAGUCACCAACCGCAAUGACACGACUAAAGCCAUGGACCAGCUUUGCCAGCGUAUUAUGGCUAGCUCGCAGUACCUUCCUCAGCAUUCGGAUCACAGCUUUGGAGCAGUAGGUUCCUCAAAUAUGAGCAUGUUGUCUAGCGCCGCGAGUGUGCCACUGUCGGAUCUUGUUGAUGCCUACAAUCUGCCUUCAUCUCAUCCAUCUAGCGUAGGAAGUCCACCAACGUUAGAGAGGCAGCGCGCAUUCCCCCAACGAACGAUGAGCUUUCCGCAACCAGACCAAGAAGUGGCGGCGGAGCAAUUCGACGCAAGAAUACCGCGGAAAUCGCCACUAUCAUUCAUCAGCAGCCAGAUAGGAUCUAGCAACAGUCAUCAACCAGAGAGAACACAAGCCGAGCCAAUGCGUGACUAUCGCAACCCAGAUGAGAUGCAACUGCAACCGAAAAGUUACUUCACACCAAAGCUCGUGGUAUCCAAGAACGACAGAGGUUCAAUACGCUUUCAACCAGCCCCUGUGAGAUCAGCUAGUACUAUCCGUCACUCACAAGACAACUCUAGCAGAGUCUCCUCGUUCUCCGAAGCGACCCCAUAUCAACAAGGAGAAAGGACUCCAUCUACCGAAUGGGAUUCUGCGGAGAAAGAGAAGCAGAAGCAAAAAUUCGGAGGCUACUUUGGGGGGGAUACGGAAACAUUAUCUAUCCGCUCAAAGCAGCCUUCAUCUACUCUAGUUCCUAGUCUCUACAGAACAGAAUCUGCGGAGCAUCAGAACUAUGGUGGCCAUGAUGCCCCAGAGGUGGUGCCGGAUGACUCCGCGAAUGUUUUGUUAUCGCCAGAGUUCUCUGAGAAGUUCCCUAGCCCUCGUUUUGAACCCGACUAUAAUGCGCGUCUUCAACGCCUAUCGCCUGGACUGGAGAAUAUAUGGGUCCCACUAACCCGGCCUGCGAUGCACAAUAGGUACCACGGCUUCUGUAAAGGUGCAUGGCAGAUUCGAAAAACGGUACACGAAGGUCUAGAAGUUCAGAUCACCCCUGCUUUGAAAGAACCUGUCCUACAUUGGGCUUGCAAGGAAUGCAAGUUCAAAUCAAGAGCACCGAACGCAGAUACUCUUCCAGAUGUGGUCAUGUCAAACCAAAAAUAUAACAUUCGAUUCCGGUGGCUCUUUCUUGCCAAAUCUCAUCACCGCGCCGAUGUCUCAAUUGAUAUCAUGGAGAAUUACAAGUUCGGUUGCAUCUUCUGUGCAGCGGAGGGUAAGACCGGCGAUACUUACGAUCGACUUGAUCACCUCAUGGUGCACAUCAUCUCCAAGCACAAGCCGAUUACACUUACGCCGGAGAUAAGAACUAAGACAAAAUGUGUGGUUGGCAACGUGGCUCACCACCUGCAAGAUUGGGACAUCCAUGUGCCUGAAGCAACGCAAAAGAACACUGGCGUUGCGACAGACCAAUUUCUCAUUUCAGCCUCGAAAUUUUUCUCGCGAAAAAAAGGCAAGCGCUAA